Messenger RNA from Pristis pectinata (smalltooth sawfish), 3957 nucleotides. Its product is annotated as butyrophilin subfamily 3 member A3-like. The coding region runs from base 78 to 1562 and encodes 494 amino acids. Gene Ontology annotation, molecular function: protein binding. Lineage: Eukaryota; Metazoa; Chordata; Chondrichthyes; Rhinopristiformes; Pristidae. The transcript is spliced from 8 exons. The record is from RefSeq and is a predicted model, not a curated record.
AGGAAGUCGGUGAUCGGAGCCGGUGUGCGGGUCGGAGCCGGUGACUGGGCAGUUAUCAGCGCUCGCAGCUUCCCGGGAUGAACGCGGUGGGUCUGCCGAACCAGGCGGCGGGGAGACUAUUUCCCCACGGUGUCUUGAGCUGGUCGCCCCAGGCUUGGGAAGCCUUGACGGUGACUGUCAUCGCAGUCAGCGUAACGUCCUGGAUAGCUUUUCGGAAAAUAAGUUCUGAUGGCUCGGUCUCGGUGUGGAGGAGAAGGCUGGCAGUGGAGAUUUUACUGCAAGUGGUGCUACUUGGAGGAGCGAUGCUCAUCUCCUACUGGAAUACAGCGAACCUGGAGCUGUUCCGGGUGAAGGGACCGGACCAUCCCACCGUGGCGCUGGUGGGUGCAAGCGCCGUCCUGAACUGUACGGUGGUGUCCCCCAUACAGGACAGGGGGUGGGACUUUGAGUGGAGGAACCUCAGGACUCAAGACGUGAUCCUGACCUGUGACGAUCAGGGGGAGCCUUGCCAAUCCUUCCGGGACGGGACACACCUCUUCGGUGACCAGCUGGAGGCCGGGAACGUGUCGGUCAGACUGGAGGGGAUCCGGGCCUCCGAUGCAGGGAGGUACCAGUGCACCGUCUUCUCCGGAACCCACACCAGCUCGGUGGUGAUGGACCUUAGCGUGGUGGCCCUUGGGACAAAGCCCAGCGUAUCUAUUGAGCAGUUCAACGAGAGCUCCUUCCUUUACACGUGCCGGUCGGAAGGAUGGUUUCCCGAACCCGCCAUCAUCUGGAAGGACAGUGAGGGGAAGAGCCUGUUGCCACUGUCGACGGUAACCAAGACAACGGACGAGGAAGGCCUGUACAGGCUGGAGGUCCAGCACUGGACAGCCCAGGGGGUCCCAACCUCUGUCACCUGCAUCGUCCACAACAGGGUGAACAACGUCAAGAAGGUGUCCACUGCAUGUACCAGAGAACAGUUUCCAUACAGUCAGUUCCACGUUGGUGAAACCGAAUGGAGACACAUCCAAAGUUUCUCAGUGUCCCUGAGGCUGGACGCGGACACCGCCAACCCCUGGCUCGCCCUGUCGGAAGACCUGAUCAGCGUGGUGGGGGACAGCCUGCACCAUCCGGUCCCCAGUACCCCCAACAGGCUGCAGCUCAGCCCCUGCGUCCUGGCAUCCAGAGGCUUCUCCUCGGGCCGGGCCUACUGGGAGGCGGAGGUGGCCGGGAACCCGGCCUGGGAGCUGGGCCUGCUCGGCGAGAAGGCCCACAGGAAGGCUGGGGUGGAGGGACUGGCCGGGAUCAGCUUCUGGGCCCUGUCCCGCCUCGGUGAGAUGGAGUAUCGGGCGGUGGGCUCUCCGGGCCAGACCCUGGUGCUGAGCGAGGAGCCCACAGUGGUGGGGCUCUACCUGAUCCACCAGCCAGGGCGCCUCUCCUUCUUCGACGCUGACAGACAGCUGCACCUCAGCACGGUGACCGUCGACCCCACCGACAGGCUCUACCCCAUCUUCUGCCCUGCUCCCUGGGACCGCCAGAGGCCCGCCGAACCUCUGCGGCUGCGGAGGAGGGGUCCGUAGUGGUCUGCUCACAACUCAGGACUAACAGGGAACCCCUGCCCUGUCCCAGCAGGGCUGUGGUGUGGGGUGGGGGUCCCACUUAGCCUCAAGUGACCAGCCCUGUCUGAGAGAUGGCAACAUGAGCCCGCGUCUGGAUUACUGUUGCUCGUCACACAACAUUGGAGGGACUCUGGUCUUCUCCAGUGAUGACCUGGACCAGUUUGAUAAGGAUCAGGAGAUCCACUGAUUAAUCCCCGUCACAAGGUGUUCACGGAUCGGAGGCCUCACCAACACUCAGUGGGGAGGGAAACAGCUCUCCAGGCACCUGAGGGCCGACAUCCAGCAGGGAACCCCAGGCCUGGAAGGGGCGAUGGUGGACGGAGAGGGUGCCGGAGACCCAGUGACACUGCAGACCACAGCGUACGCAGGUUCAAUCCCCAGCCCAAACACACAAGGUCCCACCACAUGGGGAACCGAGGAAAGAGGGGAAGUUAAGGACGGCAGCAGUCCGUGCCGGCUGGGAACACUUCAGAGACCCUCCCCAACCAUUACUGCCCUGGACACUCGCAGGGUAAUCCGUUCAGUCCCAUCCUGCUGGCUCUCCUGACCAACAAGUCACAGGGGCCACGUCAAUGGAACCAAGGUGCCUCAGAGUACAGCGGCACCCCAAUAAUCCUGCACCCGAUUGUUGGGACACCCUGUCAGCUGGCUCACUCAUUCACUCGGAGUGCGGGCCAGGCUCCAGAGCGGAAGUGGGGUGUGUGGCUGAGACCAGGGUCCGGACCGUGGGCUGGGAAUGUGGCCAGAGCCGGGAUUGGGAACACUGGGGGGGGGGGGGGGGGGGGGGGGAGAAAGAAGAUCAGGAAUGUGUGUCGGUCUACAGCUGGAGACAGGAUCCAGAGAGUUUGUGUUUCCUGCUCCCUUUAACCUCAGCGGGUUCCCUGAGAAGUUUAUUGUACUAACGUGUAACAUGUAAAAAAAAAUGUGACACAGUGUUGGGGUGUUAUUGGGAGAACCAUCCAAUAAUCUGGAAAACCUGACAGUCCAGCUCCAACAUCCUGAGUGUGCCAGAUUAUCAGAGUGUGAGGUGCCACGGUUCCAGCUCCCUGCCUUGCCAGGGUACAAGAGGACGGAUCAGGCAGAUCCAGGAAGCAGUUCAAGGCCCCUACCCCAUGACUGAAGGGGAUGGGAUUGAGAACCCCCAGCCCUGGUGUCCGGAGCACACAGACUCCCUGUGGAACACUCCCCUCCAUCACCUCUCCCCCUUCCGUGGAAGAGUCUGCAGUUCAGAACCCACGAAACCUAUUGGAAUGUGGACUCCGAUACUCCCGGUUACCAGUUUCCCAAACAGUGGGUUAAAUAGUUGAUCCUCCUGGUUAGUAUCUUUCAUAAUAGAGGAUCUAAUGUUAUCAUUCUGGUUAACCAUUUACCAAGCAGUGGGACUACUGCAUUAUGCUCCCAAUUCCCAGACUUCUGCUCGCAAGUGCUCCUCCAAUAUAUAACCAGCCCCUCUCUGCUCCCCCACUACAACUGACCUUUGGUUGACUGAACAUCCUCCUCAUUCCAUCCCCCAAGAUUCAGUAGAAAAGCUCCUCGGCCAGUUCCGGCGAGUUGGGCAGGCUUGUUCUGGAGCACGGACCCCCACUGAGGACAAGGCUCAGUGUUUGUGUGGCUCAGACAGUGUCUCUCCACAGUGGUUGGUAUCCAAUGAUCCACUGAAAAUAAACUAAACUUGUACUGAAAAGCUAGUUGUCUCUCCCUUCUGUUAAUUUUCAGCUCAGUCUCUUCGAAAGCACGGGGGUGGGGGUGGUUGCUUGAAUGCAGCACAGAGACAAUGUUCUGCCCUCACAGGUAUCUCCACUCCUCCCCAGGCCAGUAUCCAAUCUCCAGCCACCCAGGUGUCCCACUGUAUUGUGGAGGGUGGUGGCUGUCACGUGACAGUACUGACCCCAUCCGGUCAUAUGACAGCACGGCACCUACCUGGUCAGAAGACACUGACACUGUCAAUCAAGGUUUGGCGCCGCCCAGACCCAUUAGCGCACACCUUUGAUCACCUUUGCUCCCGGCACACUUGACCAUUGGCCCUUUUGAACUACCUGGCUGGAUCACCCCCAGCCCUCUAGCACUAUAAAGAGUGCCACAUGCUUGGUUCUGCCUCAGUUGUCUCCAAGGGACACUGAGGCAAGCUGUGCACUGCUUAAAAGUAAUUAGUUAAGGAUCCCUGGGACCACUGAACCAAUGCUUGCACUGAGGUCAAGGGGUGGCAGGCACCAUUUUGUUCUGUACUUGUACUGUUCUGUCUUGUACUAUGUGUGUGUCUCACCCUUGUUGCGAUUCCCUCCCCCACGUUCACCCGUGUGUGUAUUGCCCCAGUUAUCUUUUCCUGUGUUUGUCUUUGUAAAUAAAAUCAUUUUAA